This is a messenger RNA of Ciona intestinalis (vase tunicate), 2061 nucleotides long. Lineage: Eukaryota; Metazoa; Chordata; Ascidiacea; Phlebobranchia; Cionidae. The record is from RefSeq.
AAGCGCUUUUAAAUUAUUACAAGACCAGUUUUACAACAUCAGUUAUUGAAGUAUGGAAGUGACAGGACACCACCCUGGUCGUGUCUUGAGUCCUGUUGAUGUCUAUCAAGGUCGUUUGAACCACACGCCACAACGGGUCGGUCACCCACAACUUAGCCAGCAAAGGUCUCUACCAGUUCUGCCGCACCAGUACAGUCUCGGCAACCACCAUCAACCACAGCUACAGCAUUCCCACAGCAUUGAGCAACCGCCGCACCAUCACCAGAUGCCGCAUCCUCAACCGUUUCAGAUACAACCAAACUCCCACGUUCUUCAAUGCCUCCAACAAGUCAACAAAGGUGAGAUGCCGGCCAGGCCAAACAGCAGUGAGCCAGCGCUGAACGCGCCUCUUCAGCCACUCCACCAUUCGCAUAUACAAAGAUCGCCAAACGGGGAAGCGGUUCCAGCAAUGGAAGAGUUAAGGAACGAGAACGCAAACAACAACAACAGCGCAGAGGGAGUAAUGGAUGGCAACACAUCAGCAAUGUCGGAUGGGAGCAACGCUGACUUAGCUGUAGAGCACAACUUGAGCAUCGGAGCAGUGUCCGGAGCACCCGAGACUCCUCCGAGCACAGAAGAGGAAGGAAGUGACAGCACGAAUGGAUCAGGUGGGAAGAAGCAAGAUAACGGAGGAGCACUUGGACACAGGCGACCAGAGAAACCACCGUACUCUUACAUUGCUCUCAUAGUUAUGGCGAUACAGAGUUCCCCAGCGAAGAAGUUGACGCUGAGCGAAAUUUACAACUUUCUCCAAACUCGUUUCGAAUUUUUCCGCGGUGCAUACCAGGGUUGGAAGAAUUCCGUCCGCCACAAUCUCUCGCUUAACGAGUGUUUUAUUAAAUUACCGAAAGGUCUCGGCAGGCCUGGUAAAGGUCACUACUGGACGAUCGAUCCUGCCAGCGAAUUCAUGUUCGAGGAAGGCUCGUUUCGCAGAAGACCUCGCGGGUUCAGAAGAAAGUGUCAAGCUUUAAAACCAUAUGGCAUUUUCGGUGGCGGGCCCGGUUUAAUCGGACAUCAAGGUUACGGCCCCCCGCACGAGAUGUUUGGGGCAGGAGGCAUGCCCCACGGGGCCAUGCCCCCGCCUUCACACCACCGACCCAACUUAAUGGGGUUUGAUACUGCAGGCAUGAACGCUGCUGCUGCCGCUUCUGCACAUUUCUUUAACGGUGCGGCGGCCGCAGCGGUCGCAGCGAAUGGCAUUACAAGCCCACAAACAACGUCUCCAACUCUGCCCAUCCCGCCAAAGGAACCAGGUACCCCACAUUCCCCCCACAACCACUCUAACCCCUACUCCUCAAACUGUGCUGAGGUUUCCACUGGAACAAACACUUCUGUCCAGGUCUCUCCAUCCAUGUCCGCUGUCGCCAACCACCCGCACUACUCGCCGGGAGCCAUGUUCAGCUGGCCGGGCGCAACGUCCCAGUCCCACGGGACUUACAUGCGUCCAAAUCCGCCAACGCCCAACGGAAUCCCCGAUCCCCAUACCCAUGCGAUGAUGAACGGUAACGUAAACGGCUCAGUGGGUCAGCGCAUGGAAUACCACCAUCCUUUCUACGCGACUCCAAGAGACAGCCACCUCGCUUAUGAAGCGCCCACCAUGAAAUUCAAGACCGAAUGUGCAAUGGAUCCUUACUCCACUAACGGGAUGGAUAGAAAGCCUUACCCGGCGAUGCCAACGCCUAUUCCUGUAGCAUCGGGAUACUCGAACGGCUACUAUGACACCAAGUCAUGCGCGAUGUGAUCUGGAAGCACCCGGUAGUGGGGGCUAUCUCCUAACUUCCCAGGCAAAGACUGUCCGGUGGCGCAAAGCUACAUCACCAUCUGGGUAAUGAAGAAUGAUCUGAAUAUUGAAUCGGGCUCGCAAAGCUGAACAGAGUGAUACGGGACGGCCGCGUAAAGAAAUAAAAGACCAAGAACGAUCCCAGCGAGUGGCACAUUGUAUUGCACGAAUGUUGGGUAAUUGUUAUAUGAUCCAAUCGUUUAUUUUAUUUGAAAAAUUGUACAAUUAAACAAAAACUAGCU